AUGUAUACCUAAAAAGAGGAGACAGCAUAUUUUGCAGCAAAUCAUUAAUUAUUUAAUUUAGAAUUUCAUUAAAAAGUUGAAGAUAAAUAAUAUUUUAAUAUAAUUCAAAAAACAAAGAAUUGUCAUAAAAAGGAUAUUAAUAGUUUUAAUGUAGAUGAAAAUGAUAAAAUUUCAAUUUCAACAAGUCCAAAUAGUUAUAUAAAGAUUUGGAAUGUGAAAGGAGAUUUGUUAAAGGAAAUAAAUCCAUCAUAAGGGGACAAUUAUAUUUCAUGUUUAAUGAAAGUACUUUUGUUGGAGUGUGGAAACAAGUAUUAAUGAGAUUAAGUUCAAUAGGAUCAUACAUUUAGAAUACUUGAAAAGAAGGAAGUAUUAAAAGGUGAGAAAACAAGUGUAUUGGAUGCAAGUUUUUUAAACGAACUUAGAACUUUGGCUACUUUAUGUAAUAAAUCAUAGUGUAGAGUAUAUAAAAUAAAUACUGAGAGAAAGAUUAAAGAGGAUAUUAGAUUAUUAAAUAAGAUUGAACAUUAAAAUAUUAGUGCAGUUGCAUUAAAUGAAAAAAAUAUAAUUGUAGCUAUUGAUGGAAAUAUUCAUAUCUAUGAUAAAAAUGUAUAAAUAAUAUUAAUAUAUAAUAGUUCUAAUAAAUAGAUUAAAUUGAUAAUGCUGCUAAUGGUGCAUAUAUAGAGAGAGUGA
Paramecium sonneborni is the source of this 690-nucleotide messenger RNA. The record is from the annotation of a GenBank genome assembly. Lineage: Eukaryota; Ciliophora; Oligohymenophorea; Peniculida; Parameciidae.